Messenger RNA from Phaethon lepturus (White-tailed tropicbird), 1009 nucleotides. RefSeq names its product lysophospholipase I (gene LYPLA1). Gene Ontology annotation, cellular component: cytoplasm. Gene Ontology annotation, molecular function: palmitoyl-(protein) hydrolase activity; carboxylic ester hydrolase activity. Gene Ontology annotation, biological process: protein depalmitoylation. The record is from RefSeq and is a predicted model, not a curated record. Bases 100 to 618 code for a protein of 172 amino acids. NCBI's taxonomy places the organism in Eukaryota, Metazoa, Chordata, Aves, Phaethontiformes, Phaethontidae. The transcript has 8 exons.
UUUCUUCAUGGAUUGGGAGAUACCGGGCAUGGAUGGUCAGAAGCGCUUGCAGGUAUCAAAAGCCCCCAUGUAAAAUACAUUUGCCCACAUGCGCCAGUUAUGCCAGUUUCUUUGAACAUGAACAUGGCUAUGCCAUCAUGGUUCGAUAUCAUUGGACUUUCUCCAGAUUCACAGGAAGAUGAAGUUGGGAUCAAGCAGGCAGCAGAGAAUGUUAAAGCACUGAUAGAUCAAGAAGUAAAAAAUGGAAUUCCUUCUCAUAGAAUUAUUCUGGGAGGCUUUUCUCAGGGAGGUGCGUUAUCAUUGUAUACAGCUCUUACAACACAACAAAAAUUAGCAGGUGUUGUAGCCCUCAGCUGUUGGCUUCCUCUACGGGCUUCUUUUCCUCAGGGCCCUAUCAGUGGUGUCAACAAGGAGAUUGCUGUUCUUCAGUGCCAUGGGGACUGUGACCCGUUGGUUCCUCUAAUGUUCGGUUCUCUCACUGUUGAGAAGCUAAAGAGUAUGAUAAAUCCAGCCAACGUAACCUUCAGGACUUACUCUGGCAUGAUGCAUAGCUCAUGUAUUGAGGAAAUGAUGGAUGUAAAACAGUUCAUAGACAAACAUCUACCUCCCGUAGACUGAAAUGAUAUGUGAGAACCCUUCUAUAUAAAUACACCAGCAUCAACUGUGGUAGAGUGUUAAUCUUUUCAAAUGCCUGAUAGGAAGCAUUACUUCUAUACCGGCAGUGUUACUACUGUGUUGCAAAUUUAUACUUAGGAUGAGGAUUAAAUAAUACACAUGCAAGAAAUUAUAAUCUUUUUAGUAUUAAUUGUCCACUGGUGGGACUAUAUGAAUGAGGCAGCUAGGUAACAAUGACAGAAUGUAACCUAAGUGUACUGUUUAAGAAGUCUGAUUUUUUUCUUUUUGAUUGCAGAAUUUUAAACUAUUUGUACAAGUCAUUAAAAAAAGUGAGCAACAUAAAUGUGACCAGUUUAGUUACACUUGAGACAUGAUUUGUUCUUACUACUCCUUG